UAUCAGCUGGCUGACUGACUGAAGUUUUUGAUUUCGCGUUGUUUGUUUACAAACAGAUAUUUUCAACACUAUGAGUUUUAAAAGUUAUAAAGAAAAAAUAGAUGAGGGUGAUACAGUUAUUCUGUACCUAAGUAAUAAUCUGUACGCCUUAGAUGUACUCAAAGAAAUCAAGAAUAAAAAAGGUGAUAUGGUGGAGAAUGUUUUUCAAACACCAUACGGAGCUUUGAAAGUAAAGAAUUUGAUUGGAACUGAAUAUGGAAGUAAGGUGGAAUUGUCCAAAGGAUGGGGUCAUGUAUUACAACCCACACCAGAGCUCUGGUCACUGACCUUGCCACACAGAACACAAAUAAUUUACACGCCUGACAUCAGCAUGAUAUUACUGCAGCUUGACAUAGUCCCAGGCUCUGUGGUUAUUGAAGCUGGUACUGGCAGUGGCUCACUUACCCACGCAUUGAUAAGGAGAGUGCGGCCCCAUGGCCACGUGUACACUUUCGACUUCCACGAACACAGGGCCAUCAUAGCCCGGGAGGAGUUCCAUGCACAUGGUCUUGCGGACUUUGUUACUGCACAACACAGGGACGUACUCGAGCAAGGUUUCAGGGAAGAGCUGAAAGGCAAAGCCGAUGCGGUAUUUCUCGAUUUGCCCAGCCCUUGGUCAGGGGUUCCGCAUGCAUUAGAAGCGAUAAAGAAUACGGGUGGUAGAUUCUGCUCGUUUUCGCCGUGUAUAGAACAAGUCCAGCGGACGUGUCUAACGCUGCAACAGUUGGGCUUCCAGGAGCUGGCCACCAUGGAGGUGCUGCAGACCGAGCUGAAGGUGUCCAGGAAGACUUGCCCCGUCCGGGACCUGUCGUUCCUCAAACACAAGAGCUCCGAGAGCCCAGUAGAGGAGAAGCCGAGCGGCGAGACUAGCUACGUGGUGGGCGCGGGGCCGGCGAGCAGUCCCGGCCACACCGGCUACCUCACGUUAGCCACUCUUCCACCGCUGUUUGCGAGAGCUAAAAGAAAUGUGACGAAGCAAGAAGAUAAAUGUGGUCAAGAAGCGAAAUCAUCAAACGGAGAAGGCGUGCACUUGGAACAAACCGCCUAAGAAUUUGUAUAAAAAUAUUGACGUUCUGUGAAAUAAAAGAUAAUUUAAGUAAAA
Plodia interpunctella (Indianmeal moth) is the source of this 1141-nucleotide messenger RNA. It is a transcript of the gene Trmt61, whose product is annotated as tRNA methyltransferase 61. The transcript is spliced from 7 exons. Gene Ontology annotation, biological process: tRNA methylation. Gene Ontology annotation, cellular component: tRNA (m1A) methyltransferase complex; nucleus. Bases 71 to 1087 code for a protein of 338 amino acids. Gene Ontology annotation, molecular function: tRNA (adenine(58)-N1)-methyltransferase activity. NCBI's taxonomy places the organism in Eukaryota, Metazoa, Arthropoda, Insecta, Lepidoptera, Pyralidae. The record is from RefSeq and is a predicted model, not a curated record.